AUGCCGCCCUUAGUUUUCUAUAUCACCUGUUCCGCCUUCGUGUGCUUAUGUGCAAGCGCAGAUGAACUCGCGCCCCUCGCAAUUCCACGGCCUGCUAAUGCUACCGCUGACCCGGCGGACACGCGCUCUGUCGGCCGCGUGCCACCUUACCAGCCGCCGGCCGUCGGCGUAGUGCCAGUGCAGAUACAAAUACCAGGCUUCCGACCACACAGCCCCUACACAAGGGUCGACUCAUGGCACCAUCGACCCUUGGCACACGAUUCAGUUGUUGUAUCCGACGACUUUGACGACGAUGCUGAUGACGGUGGCUGCCAUCAUCCGUGUGCUCCGGAACAAUUUUCAUGUCAGAUCUCUUGCAUUUGUAUACCGAUGGAGAAGCGCUGCGAUGGAGUGGCUGAAUGUGCAGAAGCGGAAGACGAGCAAGGAUGUGCACGUUCGUGCGACGAAAACGAAAAUCGAACCAUAUGCCAUGGCACCAACGUCUGUAUUUCUCUUGAUUGGAUCUGCGAUGGUGAUAACGAUUGUGGUGACUUCUCUGACGAAACACGUUGCGACGGCGCUUUGAACUGUACGUCAGAGAAAUUUCAAUGCUCAAACGGAUUGUGCAUUCACAAAGAGUGGGUGUGCGACGGCGACAAUGACUGCCGCGACAAUUCCGACGAGAUGAACUGUCCCAAAGCCAAAUGCGGUGAGAAGCAGUUCAGGUGUGCUACGGGCGAGUGCCUCGCUAAACACUGGCGUUGCGACAAAGAACCCGACUGUCCUGACAACUCUGACGAAGCCGAUUGCCCACUAGACUUCCUGCAGUGCAGCGAAAAUGAGAUACAGUGCAAUAACAAGAAGUGCGUGAGGAAGGACUUCCAGUGCGACGGCGACAAUGACUGCGGCGAUUGGACCGAUGAAGACUCUUGCCCUAUUCUACCUGGCAGUUGCAAUGCUGGAGAAUUCAAGUGUAGCGACGGUAAAUGUAUUCCCGAUCGUUGGCGAUGUGAUGCAGAAAGGGAUUGUGCCGAUGGAGACGAUGAAUUAAACUGUGAACCGUACGGAAUGAGGAACUGCACCUCCGAUGAACACACCUGUGCCGACCGACGUUGCAUUUUGAAAACAUGGAUGUGUGACGGAGUACGGGACUGCACAAACGGCGAGGAUGAAACAAACUGCGAAGUAACCUGUGAGGAGGAUCAGUACAUGUGCAAAUCUCUAUACAACUCCGCGUUCAGGAACUGCGUGAAUAGGAAGCACGUUUGUGAUGGCAUGAAGGACUGUCCUAGGGGAGACGAUGAAGAGAACUGCCCAAAGGAAAGAACAUGUUCAGCUGAGGAUAAAUGCGAGAGGCAAUGCAUUACAACGUAUGAUGGGCGUCCGGCUUGCUCAUGUUCACUGGGAUACUUGUUGGCUGAUAAUGGUUAUAGUUGCCGCGACAUCGACGAAUGUAUGUACGAGCAGGACCCAGUGUGCUCUCAAACAUGUUCCAACACUCCCGGCAGCUUCCAAUGCGGUUGUAUGACUGGAUAUGUUCUCAGACCAGAUCGAAGAUCUUGUAAGCCAUUAGGGGAAUCACCUACACUAUUAUUUUCCAAUCGCGUUGGCAUUAGACAGGUAUGGCUAACUGGUGAAAAUUAUAUGCCGGUACUAAAAGGCCUCCACAACGCAGUCGCGCUGGAUUAUCACUAUGAAAAUAAUCUCAUAUUUUGGACGGAAAACAACAUGAGAGUUAUAAGGGUCGUCGAAUUGACUAACAACACUAUGAAAGAUGUUAUAAAAUGGGGACUAGAAACGCCUGCUGGGGUGGCAGUGGACUGGAUACAUGAUUUGCUGUUUUGGACGGACUCGGGAACCAGAAGAGUUGAAGUGGCAACACUCGACGGAAGUAAAAGGGCCGUAUUGGCAGCGAAUGAUCUAGACAAACCGAGAGCUAUUGCUGUGCACCCAGGCGAUGCUUUGGUGUUUUGGACUGACUGGGGACCCAAUCCCAAGAUAGAGAGAGCUGACAUGGACGGCAAUAGAAGAAAAACUGUUAUCGUGGAUCAGAUAUUUUGGCCUAACGGACUCACAAUAGAUUAUAUCGAAUCGAGAAUAUACUGGGCUGACGCUAAACAUCAUGUUAUUGAGAAAGCUUAUUUUGAUGGUCGAGAUAGAAAAAGGGUCACAAAUAAAGGUCUGCCUCAUCCGUUUGCGUUAACGUUAUUUGAAGACGCUAUUUAUUGGACGGAUUGGCACACAAAGAGCAUAUCAACUGUGAAUAAAAAUACUGGAAUGGGAAUACAGACGGUCCACGCGAGUCUCAAUGUUCCAAUGGAUAUACACAGUUACCACCCCACGCGACAAAUCCAAACUUAUAGAAAUCGAUGUGGUGAUAACAACGGCGGGUGCUCACAUCUCUGUCUUCCAAACAGCGACAAUUAUUCUUGCCGGUGUCCAGCUGGAUUCAACUUGAAUGCUAAUGGCCGAACCUGUGAAGAGACACCAGAGAAACUCCUUUUAUAUGCUCGCAGAAAAGACAUAAGACUUAAGCAAUUAUAUCCUCGAAAACAAAUAGACUCUUUGGAUACGGUUAUUCCAGUAGAAAACAUUAAAUCUGCCGUUGCUUUAGACUGGGAUCACAAUACAAAUUCAAUUUUCUGGACGGAUGUUGAGAAAGACACAAUUAAUCGCGCAUUUCUUAAUGGAUCUAAUCAAACAGUUCUUGUUACCUCAAACCUCAUAUCACCCGCUGGCUUAGCAUAUGAUUGGAUGACUGAUAAAAUAUAUUGGACUGAUGCUGGAACUAAUAGAAUUGAAGUUGCAAAUGCCGACGGUACUAUGAGAGGACUUCUAGCCUGGCAGAAUAUCGAUAAGCCGAGAGACAUUGUUUUAGAUCCUAAAGGAGGCGUUAUGUAUUGGUCUGACUGGGGUUCUACCCCAUGUAUAGAACGCGCUGAUAUGGAUGGUGGUAAUAGAAAAAAACUUUUAUUCGGCGACAUGAUAUGGCCGAACGGAUUAGCGCUAGAUCUUGAAAACAAUCGCAUUUACUGGACCGACGGAGGAAACCGAACUAUAGAAUUUGCAAAUCUUGAUGGAACCGGUCGGACUAUAUUAAUAGCUCAACAUCUUCCACAUCCAUUUGGUUUGGAUUUGUAUGGUGACGAAGUUCUGUGGACGGAUUGGGAAACGAAAUCAAUUCAAGCAGCUAAUAAGUAUACUGGUAAAAAUCGACGCACCUUAGGAGCUGGUGUCGAAGGUUUGAUGGACGUGAGGGUGUUUCAUAAUGAAAGAAAAGCUGUGGCUAAUCGGUGUAAUAAAAACAACGGCGGGUGUUCCCAUCUCUGUCUACUGAAACCUAGGGGACGAACUUGUGCGUGUCCUACAGGAAUAAAACUAAAUCAGGAUGGAAGAACAUGUCCAGAUGGUCCGAAAAACUAUUUGAUAUUUGCACACCGCAUCGACAUACGGGUAGUGUCUUUGGAUGUCCCGUAUCUUGUCGAUGUUGUUAUGCCAUUGCCUCCGCUGAAAAAUGCUUUAGGUGUUGACGUCGAUCAAAGAACAGGUUUGAUUUAUUGGAGUGACACUGGCGAAAGAAAAAUACAGCGUUCUAAUAAACAUGGUGAAAAUAUCGAAACCAUUUUUGAUCACGGUGUGCAUACAUGUGAUGGUAUCGCUAUUGACUCUGCUGGACGAAAGAUUUACUGGACUGAUGGGGGCCGAAAUAGCAUUGAAGUUGCAGAAUUAGAUGGAAGUAAUAGAAAACUUUUAAUUUGGACUGGAUUAGAUUCUCCACGAGCAAUUUCGCUUCAUUAUGAACACGGCUACAUGUUUUGGUCCGAUUGGGGAACAACUGCUAAGAUUGAAAGAGCAGAUAUGAAUGGCAAAAACAGACGCGUUAUUGUAGAUACUAAUAUCAAGUGGCCCAACGGUCUCGCAAUAGACAGAAUUGAAAGUCGUCUCUUUUGGAACGAUGCUAAAGUUCUAACUAUUGAAAGUUCCGAUUUUGACGGGAAAGACCGUCGACUUUUGAUGAGCGAAGUCCCUUAUCCUUACGGGCUCGUCAUAGUAGGUCAGCAUAUUUACUGGACAGACUGGAAAACAAAGGCACUUCAUAGAGCAGAUAAAACAAAUGGAGAACACAAACUGAUAAUUCGAGAAAAUUUGGAAGGACUCAUGGAUAUACGUGCUGUUAAAAGUGACGAGGCCUUUACAGACGUUUGUGGUGAAAAUAACGGCGGUUGUUCCCAUCUCUGUUUACGAACGCCCGAAGGUUAUUCGUGCGAAUGUCCAACAGGAAUGCUAUUUGAAAAUGAAACAUUACCCAAUCCAAAAGUCUGUAAGCCUCAUCCCGACAACUUUUUGGUGAUUGCCACUAGAGCCACUAUGACGAUGAUAUCGUUGGACACCCCAGAAAAUUGGGACAUUACGCUUCCUGUGAAGAAUAUUUCAAAUGCCAUCGCUGUUGACUACCAUUGGGAGGAAAAGCUUAUAUUCUUUACAGACGUUGGAAAUGACGUAAUUAGGUCCAUCAAUAUGAAAAAUAUGAGCGACACUAAAGUUUUGAUCGAUACUAAUCUAAAUACACCAAACGGUAUAGGUGUAGAUUGGAUAGCAAAUAAUCUAUAUUGGACCGAUAAUGAUUACAAGGUGGUUGAGGUGGCGCGAUUGGACGGAUCCAGCCGGAAAACGUUGAUUACUGAUUUAACAGAGCCUCGAGCGCUAGCACUUUUUCCAGCUAAAGGGUAUUUAUACUGGAGCGAUUGGGGCGAGACACCGAAGAUAGAGAGGGCUUUCUUAGACGGUAGUCAAAGAAAAGCAAUCGUGAACCAUGAUCUAGGUUUCCCUAAUGGCCUUGCUAUCGACUACAAAGAACGUAGACUAUACUGGACGGAUGCUUUAAAAGAUAGGAUCGAUACAUCCGAUCUGAACGGUCAACACCGAGUGCAGUUGGUACCUAAUGCGAAAAACCCCUUUGGAAUGACCCAGUUCAACGAUUAUCUUUACUGGACAAAUUGGUUCAACAAAUCCGUGCUGCGAGCUGACAAGAAGACAGGAAAAAAUUUCACAGCGAUAAGAACUGAUCUGGAUAUGUCAAUGGAGAUAAAAUCUGUGUCAGCGGACAAGCAACGCGGUUGGAACCCUUGCAAGGAAGAUAAUGGAGGUUGUUCGCAUCUCUGCCUAUUCCGGGAACAUGACUACGUCUGCGCUUGUCCAGAUGAACCGGACAGUCGUCAAUGUAUUUUGGUUCCAAAGUUACGAGUCGACUUGAGCAUACCAUCUCAUUAUCCAUCCUACUACGAUUACAUGGACCCUGAGGUUGUCAAUAAGCCACCGGAGCCAACGCCACCAUCUGAAAGGAGCAUCGGCGCCAUGAUAAUUGGUAUUGUACUAAUCGCCUGUGUUGUGCUUGGCGCGUCGACCAUUAUUUUUAUCUGCGUAAAACUACACACUGGUCGAGGAGGCGACUUAAAAGAGAACUACCGAGAGUCGGGCGGUCACAUCUCAUUCCACAAUCCGAACUACAGCUGCGCGAGUGGCAGCAGUGGCCAAGAACCACCUGAAAGACGUCCGAACCGCUUCCAAGGCAUAUUCAAAUAUGACAAGAGCCAGGAGCGAGUAACAAACGUAUAUAUACCGGAAGGCACGAGUUUGCUGCCACCCCCGCCGCCUCCUCACCGACAACCGCCCAAACGUUCAUCACAUGAAGACUUCGAACCUGUCACCUUGCAUCCGUAUGCUUGA
Molecule: messenger RNA, 5706 nt
Organism: Parnassius mnemosyne (clouded apollo)
Lineage: Eukaryota; Metazoa; Arthropoda; Insecta; Lepidoptera; Papilionidae
Source: the annotation of a GenBank genome assembly